AACUGCACAUGAAAUUAAACUCAAAGAAGUUAAAACAGGCUCUGGAGAGAAGGAAGGAAAAGCCCCAGAAUGCAUCAAGCAAUGUAGUAUUACAGGCACUACAAUCCUGUCCGCCAGAAAAGGUGGAAAUAAAAGUAGAAGUUAGCGAGUACUAUGUCAAGACUAUUGCAUCACAACCUGAGGAAGAAAACACAGUAUUUGUUGAGAAACAACUUUUAACAUACCCUAGCAAGAAGAAUGACUUCCGUAUAAUGAAUUUGGUUCCUAUGAAAGAAUGUGACUAUCCCAAAGAAGACGUGGCAGACAAUCAACUUGGUGAGACAGAGGAGAUGCACAUCGUUGACUUCAGUGAACUGGCUAGCAGUUCUUUCAAUCCGUUGAAGAGACUUGAUGGAUUAACGGACUCAAAGGUUUCAAGUACCACGAGUAAACAUAUAACACGUCCUGUUUUUAAAGUCUGUCAACUCUGUGAAAAUCAGUGCUUUUCAACUUACAAAGACUUAAUGGACCAUUAUAAAUCAAGACAUCAUGUUUCGUCUGUACCACCUCCAGCAAAAUCUGUAACAACUCCACCAACAAAUGUGACCUUUAAAAAGCGUUUUCGUAUGUUGAAAAAAUCCAAAGAUACAAGUUCUAGCAGUCCAGAUGGCCAAGAUGUUUUUCCAUAUUAUUUCAUUGAAGAACAUUCCUGA
This is a messenger RNA of Homalodisca vitripennis (glassy-winged sharpshooter), 692 nucleotides long. RefSeq lists its product as uncharacterized. Lineage: Eukaryota; Metazoa; Arthropoda; Insecta; Hemiptera; Cicadellidae. The record is from RefSeq and is a predicted model, not a curated record. The transcript has 4 exons. The coding region runs from base 9 to 692 and encodes 227 amino acids.